UAGCGAGGCCCAUUAUUUAAAAAGUGCUUCCUCCAUCCAUUAGGGUUUUUUGUAUUUGGAGCAGCCUUCUGGUUCGUUAGUAUCCGUUAGGGAUUUUGCACUUGCAGCGUCAUUCCCUGCACUACACACAAAACGGUGCGUGUCACCCCCAAAAUCGAUAGCGUGUUUUGCAUACACUAUGACUUCUUCUCGACUCGUUUUUUGCCAUUUGUGUGGGACAAUGCUAAUUGUUCCUUCCCGUGAGUACGCUCAAUGCCCUUUGUGCAAAACUCUCCGAGAUAUAGAAGAUAUUCGUGAUAAGGAAAUAAGUUACACAAUUGAUGCUGAGGAGAUCAGAAGAGAGCUUGGAAUGGAAAUAAUUGAGGAACAAAAGGUGCAAUUGUCUAAGGUUAAUAAGAAAUGUGAAAAAUGUGGUCAUGAUGAAGCUAACUUUUAUACGAGACAGAUGAGAUCAGCAGAUGAAGGACAAACUACUUUUUAUACAUGUACCCGUUGUGGUCAUCAAUCUCAGGAGAAUUAGUAUUUAUUUUAAGAAAUGUAUUGGGAAAAAUAUCUUUCGGAGGAAUGUAUUAGGAAAAAUAGAAUGAUCUUCUUUUGUACAAGAGAAAAUGAAAGAAAAAAAAGUUAUUUUCUUUCUGUUUUGGUAGUGUAGAUAAAUGAAAGAUAUGAUAGACACUUUAAAUUGAGGAUUCAGAUGAAUUUUGAUUCUGUUAAUUUUUUGUUAUAUUCUUAUACAGAGUCUUCAAAAUA
Molecule: messenger RNA, 750 nt
Organism: Vigna unguiculata (cowpea)
Lineage: Eukaryota; Viridiplantae; Streptophyta; Magnoliopsida; Fabales; Fabaceae
Product: TFIIB zinc-binding protein
Biological process (GO): termination of RNA polymerase I transcription; DNA-templated transcription
Cellular component (GO): RNA polymerase I complex
Molecular function (GO): zinc ion binding; nucleic acid binding
Source: RefSeq, a predicted model, not a curated record